Messenger RNA from Olea europaea var. sylvestris, 1526 nucleotides. Its product is annotated as NAC domain-containing protein 43-like. Gene Ontology annotation, molecular function: DNA binding. Lineage: Eukaryota; Viridiplantae; Streptophyta; Magnoliopsida; Lamiales; Oleaceae. The transcript is spliced from 3 exons. Gene Ontology annotation, biological process: regulation of DNA-templated transcription. The coding region runs from base 193 to 1395 and encodes 400 amino acids. The record is from RefSeq and is a predicted model, not a curated record.
UUCCUUUACUUUGUAGUUAUUCUCCUCUCUUUCUAUCUUUAUCACAAUUUUCCUCUCUCUUGGCCCUUUCUAGCCUUAUUCAUCAUCAUAAAAGUGAGCUACGUACUGAUUUUAGUUUUAAAUAUAGGCAGAGUGAGGAAUUUUUGCACUUAGUACUCUCGACUACGUAGAUUACCUAGUACUAGCUAGUGCAUGAUGUCAGAAGACAUGAAUUUAUCUGUAAAUGGUCAGUCCAAGGUGCCACCAGGAUUCCGUUUUCAUCCUACUGAGGAGGAGCUUUUGCAGUACUAUUUGAGGAAGAAAGUAGCUCACCAGAAGAUUGAUCUUGAUGUUAUUCAUGAUGUUGAUCUUAACAAGCUCGAGCCAUGGGAUAUUCAAGAAAAGUGUAAAAUAGGAUCUACGCCGCAGAAUGAUUGGUAUUUCUUCAGCCACAAGGACAAAAAAUACCCAACGGGGACUCGAACAAAUCGUGCAACUGCUGCCGGAUUCUGGAAGGCUACUGGUCGUGAUAAAGUUAUACACAGUAGUUUCCAAAGAAUUGGAAUGAGAAAGACACUGGUAUUCUAUAAAGGACGAGCUCCACAUGGACAGAAAUCAGAUUGGAUUAUGCAUGAGUAUCGGCUCGAGGACGACACUCAUGACCCAAACGCAUGUAAUCUAGUAAUGGAUGCGUCACCUGAAGAUGGUUGGGUGGUUUGCCGAGUUUUCAAAAAGAAACAUUACCACAAAGCUUUAGAGAGUAAUUCAUGCACUUCAAUCUACUCAAGAAGUAGCGGUCCAGUGCAGAAUUCGAAUAAUGAUGGCAUUCUUGAUCAGAUAAUUAUGCACAUGCGACAAUCGUGCAAGAAAGAGCACGAAUUGAUGAUAAAUAACAGCAGCAUCAACUACAACGAUGAAGAAGACGAUGAGAUGCAAUUCGUCAAUCAUAUCAAAACAUCAAUCAACGACGGAUUUCAUUCUGGUUUUCUACAUCUGCACAGAUUGGAUAAUCCAACAAUUCCAUCACUUCCCAGAAUUGAAUCACCCUUCAGCUCUGAUCAAGAUUGCAGCAGUUUCAAGGCAGCUUGUGAACAAGAUAUGGGCUAUAUGCUAACAGAUAUGCAAACUUCUUGCACCAACCAAAAUGACAAUUCUGUUGAUGAUCUAAAAACUGGGCCGACCGACUGGGCGGAGCUUGACCGCCUGGUGGCGUCUCAGCUCAAUGGCCAGACCGAGACAUCAAAGCAACUCUCGUGUUAUGGUGAUCCAAACGACAACUUCUGCUUUUCUCUCGCGGAUCACGAGGUAGAAUUAACAAAACCAAAUCAAGUUUCCGGCGCAGACCCAAAUUUUUGGACCUUUGCUCGAUCACCCUCGUCAUCAUCGUCUAAUCCGUUAUGCCACUUGUCAGGGUAGUAUUGAUCCAUCGAUUGUGUUAUAUAUAUUUUAUGUAAUAUACGUAGCUCCUAAAGUCAAAUAAUAUGGAAUAGCUGCAUACAUCCAUGUUAUUCUAUAGCUUAAUGGAAUAUAUUUUAUGUGCGCUUUAA